Molecule: messenger RNA, 1113 nt
Organism: Striga asiatica
Lineage: Eukaryota; Viridiplantae; Streptophyta; Magnoliopsida; Lamiales; Orobanchaceae
Source: the annotation of a GenBank genome assembly
AUGGAUGACAAUGUAGAGUACUUAGGAGGUGAUUUUGAAACAGUUUAUGGUCUUGAUGUGGAUAGAUUUGGUUACUUCGAUUUGGAAGAGCAAAUUCAAAAACUUGGGUGUACCACGUGGACAAAUAUAUAUUACAGAAUUCCCAGAGUGAAUGGUAAACAAGCUUUGAGGGUUUUGGUUGAUGAUGUGGGUGUGAUGGAACUGAUUGCUCAUUCUUCAAAACAUAAAUCCAUGAUUGAGAUUUAUGUGGAUGGGGGAAAUGAAUUCCAGUGUACUGAGGUUCAUAAUGUUGUUGGUGAAAAGAAUUGUGAGGGUAGAGGGGCCUCAGAGGUACUUGAUGAGCUUUGUGAAGAAAACAUUGAGGGCAGAGGGGCAGCAGCAGAGGUACAUGAUGAUCUUGGUGAAGAAAACAUUGAGGGUAGAGGUAGAAGGGCAGCAUCAGAGGUACAUGAUGAGUUUUUUGAACAAAACAUUGAGGGUAGAGGGGCAGCAUCAGAAGUACAUGAUGAGGUUGUUGAACUUGAGCACUACAUUGAUAAUUACAUGCCAGAUGAAGAAGGUGCAACAGGUGAAGAAGGUGCAGAUGAAGAAAGUGAAGAUGAAGAUUACAUGCCACAAGGUGAAAGCUCUUCUGAGGAUGACCUUAAUGAUGAAGCCAUUGCAUCUGAAGAUGAGGAGUACAUUGAAGCAAGAAAGAACAUAAAAAAGUAUAGGAAGAGUCCACAUCAUGAUGGUAUAUCAGAAAGUAGGCUCAACCAAUUUACAAGCACUGGACUUCAAGCAGACCCUGUACCAAAACCACCAAAGAACAAGAGGGGGAGGCCAAGGAAGGUACCAGCAGGACCUGUCAUUGAACCAGUUGGAGGUGUGUCAAGUAGCACUAUAUGUGAACCAGAUGGAGGUGGAUCAAAUAGGAUCAGUAGAAAGACUUCAACAAGAUCCAAGAAGAAGCAAUCUAGUAGGACAAUGUCAGCUGGAAAGGGUAUUCACUUUAUACCCUCAAGAAAAUCAACUCUGAGUACCAAAAAUAAAGGCAAAAGAAGUGGAGAUAACAGUCAAGAAGCUGAAAAUAUUGGGACUCAAGAAAGUGUGGCAGAAGCCUCAUAUGUAUAA